AUCUUUAAACGAAAUGACCCACACUCUUCAGAAUAAUGGCUGUUUUGGGUGUAACACUGACAUUAUGUGCGGCUCAGUUUAGCUACAAAGAUCCGUAGCGUUGCUAACGUUAGCAGCUAGUAACCGUUAGCAGUUAGUAACCAUUAGCAACUAGCAACCGUUAUAUGACCAAGUUAGUGGACACUGAUGUUGUGAGUCAUUAGCUUAAGAUCCAACUCAAAGAUGUAAACUACAACGUCGUCUUUGGGGGGGCUUUUGCUAGCUAUUAGCCCUACCGUUAGCUUCAUGGGCUGCUGUUAGCCCAGCCAAAGCUAACAUUUAGGUAGCAAGACUUAAGAUAUGACCCUAAAACUUAAGUUCAGGUUGAUUUAGCUGUAUCCAUGAUGAAUUUUGACGGUCUCGACCCCGGAAUGGGUGAAUAUUCACCCAGCCUUCACGGCACACUGGACGCGGGACUGGAGCCCUCCAUGGACCCGCACCUGAACCCAAACCUGCUGCAGGGUGUGGAGCUGGACCCAGAGGGGCUGGCUGUGACGGUCCCCGAGUCUGUGCACCUGAUGGAGGGGAUGUUUUCUGAGCUGCACAGUGUAGUUUCAGAAGUUGGCAUCCCAGUCACUGCAACACAUUUUGAUCUCCAGGAGGAAAUGCUCUGGAUGGGAAACCACAGAGGUCAUGUAACGUCAUUCUUUGGACCUACAAUGGGCCGCCAUUCUUCUUUUCAAGUGCAUGCAACGGAUGACAUUCGGCACAUUCAGAGUUUGGAAACAGGCGUGUUGUUCCUCUCUAAAUGCAACCUCAAGUGCUACACACGUGGAGGUCUUGUCAUGUUCGAUUAUCCGAUGGAGGAGGGAGCUGAUAUGCACAGUCUCCUUAUGACUGAUAACAACACGUUGCUGAUGGGUGGAUUACAAAACUAUGUGGCUGAAGUUGACUUGAACACUGUUCAAGAAACUCAAAAGUUCACCGUUGAGGUACCUGGGGUGGCAAUAAUGCGUCAAACCAGUCGUUUCUUCUUCUGUGGACAUACUUCUGGCAAGGUAACCCUUCGGGACUUGCGCUCCUUCACGAUGGAGCAUGAGUUUGAUGCAUUCUCUGGCAGCUUGUCAGACUUUGAUGUUCAUGGAAACCUUCUGGCUGCGUGCGGCUUCUCCAGUCGAGGACUGAAUGGGAUGGCAUGCGACCGUUUCCUCAUGGUGUAUGAUCUCCGCAUGAUGCGAGCCGUUACUCCACUUCAGGUGCAUGUGGAUCCCCUCUUCCUGCGCUUCAUUCCCACUUACACAUCACGCCUGGCGAUCAUCUCACAGACAGGUCAGUGUCAGUUUUGUGAGCCCACUGGCCUUGCCAACAUGGCGGACAUCUUUCACGUCAACACAGUGGGCCAGUUGCUGAUGAGCUUUGACGUGUCGUCUAGCAAGCAAGCCUUGGCCUUUGGGGAUUCUGGGGGAUGUGUGCACCUCUGGUCUGAUGCUCCAGAGGUUUCGUUCAAUGACUACUCUCGGGAGACAGACUUUGCCCUGCCCUGCCUCGUGGACUCGCUACCUCAGCUGGACUGGAAUCACGACCUGCUGCCCCUCUCCCUCAUCCCCAUGCCACUGACGAGCACUGAGCCUCUGCUGUCAGACUGGCCCACUGCCCUGGCUACACCCAGCCCCAGACGAGCUCCUCCCGUGGACCCAGAAAUCCUGCGCACUAUGAAAACUGUUGGAUUCAUUGGUUACGCAGCAAAUCCUCGUACCCGUCCUCGAAACCAGGUUCCUUAUAAAAUUAAAGAUGUGGAGCUGGAUUAUGAUAGUUACAACCAGGUCCCCGAAUCACCAAUCGGGCGUGACGAAGAGCCACACCUCUACAUGGUCCCCAAAAAGUACAGAAAGGUGACAAUUAAAUACUCUAAACUUGGAUUAGAGGACUUUGACUUCAAACAUUACAACAGAACCUUGUUCGCUGGCCUGGAGCCGCACAUUCCCAAUGCCUACUGUAACUGCAUGAUCCAGGUGUUAUAUUUCCUGGAGCCAAUCCGGUGUCUAGUGCAGAAUCAUUUGUGCCAGAAGGAGUUUUGUUUGGCCUGUGAGCUCGGCUUCCUCUUCCAUAUGUUGGAUUUGUCACGAGGAGAUCCAUGUCAGGCCAGCAACUUCCUCCGGGCGUUUCGCACCAUCCCCGAGGCUUCAGCGCUGGGCCUGAUCCUCGCCGACUCGGAUGAACAAACGGGGAAGGCCAGACUUGGUCGCUUAAUCCAAAGCUGGAACCGCUUCAUCCUCACCCAGCUCCACCAGGAGACACAGGAGCAGGAAGGUCCACAGGCCUACAGGGGAGCCAGCAGCAGUUCUCUGGGCUCCUCUGGUGAGUCUGUCAUCGGGAAGCUGUUUGGUUGUGAAGUAGAAAACAGCAGUCUGUGUCGCUGUGGCAAGGAAACGGUGCGCUCCUCGCUCACGUUGCUCUUCACCAUGCAUUACCCUGAACAGAGCUCUCAAGAGAAGACAAUUAAGGAGUAUGACUUUGCUGAGAUCCUGAAGAAAAGCAUCUGUCUGGAGCAGAGCACUCAGGCAUGGUGUGAAAACUGUGAGAAGUAUCAGCCCACAGUGCAGACACGCAACAUCAGAUGUCUACCAGACGUUCUGGUCAUAAACUGUGAGGUGAACAGCGCUAAAGAGGCUGAGUUCUGGAAGGUUCAGGCAGAGUACGCUUUCAGUAAGGUCAUGCAGAAAGAAGCGAUGGAGCCUGCGAAGCCUAAAGAACCCCCACCCAUGCCCAGCGAGUGGUGUCUGGAUGGGGAGGACAUCUGCAAUAUGGAUGGCUUCACUUUUGACACCCAGGCAGAGGAUCUGCGACAUGUCUGGAUCCCUCUCACCCUCAAGAUGUCCAUCAGCAAAAAUCAGGGCCUGGAGAUCAGCAGCUGGCCUGAGGGAGAGGAGCUAAGUGCUGCUGAAGAGGCAGAGGGUGCUUCUCUCUACGACUUGGUGGUCACGGUGCCCCACGUUCUGGACGCUCGCACAGGUGGAAACUUGAUUGCGCACAUUAAAGUGGGUGAGACCUACCAUCAAAGAAAAGAGGGAGUCACACACCAGCAGUGGUACCUCUUCAAUGAUUUCUUAAUUGAACCGAUUGACAAGACUGAAGCUGCACAGUUUGAUAUAAGCUGGAAAGUGCCAGCCAUCCUGUACUACGCCAAGAGGAACUACCAUACCAAAUACGACCUCCGCAUUAAGAAUCCCAUCGAUGCUAGCGUGCUGCUGACGGAGGCCUCGUUGGCUCGGAAACAGAGGAAGAGUCACGCCACGUUCAUCCCCCUCAUGGUCAGUGAGAUGCCUCAGGCUGGUGACCUGGUGGGACUGGACGCCGAGUUUGUCACGCUCAAUCAGGAAGAGGCAGAGCUGCGCAGUGACGGCACCAAGUCGACCAUCAAGCCCAGUCAGAUGUCAGUGGCCAGGAUCACCUGUGUGAGGGGUCAGGGGCCCAACGAAGGAGUUCCCUUCAUCGAUGACUACAUCUCCACCCAGGAGCAGGUGGUCGACUAUUUGACGCAGUAUUCUGGAAUCAAACCAGGAGACCUCGAUGCUAAAAUUUCCUCAAAACAUUUAACAACUCUGAAGUCCACGUACCUGAAGCUGCGUUUCCUCAUCGAUACGGGGGUUCGCUUCGUUGGUCACGGCUUACAGAAGGACUUUCGUGUUAUCAAUUUAUUGGUUCUGAAAGAUCAAGUCAUUGACACUGUCUACCUGUUCCAUUUGCCCCGCAAGAGGAUGAUUUCACUGAGGUUUCUAGCUUGGUACUUUCUAGACCUGAACAUCCAGGGGGAAACCCACGACAGCAUAGAGGACGCACGCACAGCCCUGCAGCUGUACAGAAAAUACCUGGAGCUGAGUCACGGUGGCGGCAGCGACGAAGUGAGGAAGAUCCUGAAGGGACUCUAUGAAAAAGGCCGCCAGCUGGACUGGAAGGUCCCGGAUUCGGACACAGGAGAUGGUCAAGGUAGCCCCAAAAGUGCUGCUGUGUUUCCCUCUGUGAUGGGGCUGUGAGCUGCACCUCGACCAACGCUCCCACUGAGCCACUUCUAUCCUUCACUGUCACAUUUUUUUACUACAGUGUUAAUGGAGGUCUGUACAGUCCACUUUUAAACAUGCCAAAAUGUUUACUUCUCAUUAUGGAAAGGUUUUUGGGAAAAGGAAAUGAAUUUGUAUUUCAUGAUGAUUUUAUGGUGUCUUUUUUUUUUUUUCACAUAAAUAAAUAAACUUAUCUUUGAGCACUGUAAGAUACUUGAUGUUUGAAACCAGAAUCUGGGAAAUCUUCUUUAAAAUACCCUCCAUGUUUAUUCAGGGAAGUCAACUCAAAUUUAGCAGUGAAUUUAGCUUCACCUGUUCCCCAGCCUCUGUGAAAUUUGAAGUCAUGUCCUUUUAUUAACAUCUCGUCAAGUAGCAUUUAAAAAUUUGCACCACAACCUUUUUUUUCAUGUUUCAGAAUGUAAAAUCCCUGUUUGAGUAGAUUUAUUUGUGGUUAAUCCUCUGUGUUAAAGGUAGACUUUCUGUCAAAUUCAGUAAAUUUUUCUGCAGUUAUCCAGCUGUCUAUUCUGAUGUGCGCUGAAAACGAAUCUGGUGUUCAUACACAGCUCUGGCUCUGUAAAUAGGAGACAAAGUGGCUCAGCUGUUCGAUGCGACACUUCUUCAGUGAGUCUUGAUGCGAGCAGAACAGAGGUAAAGAAAUUACUGAGAGAGAAAAGAGGCAGUGGAAUGAGAGCAACAACAGAUCUGUUGUAUGCUGUUUAAAUGACUAUAAUAGACCCCACCUUUACCGAAGUAUACUGACAGUCAAUAGAAACUUUGAGGUAGAAAUGUACGCAGAAUUCUACUUGUAGGGGGGUUGUAAUUAUUCAUUGUGGAUUUACUGAUGAUCUAGUGCCCUGGUAGUUGAGAUAAUGAUGAGUUGUCAUUUUGUCAUGAUUCAUUGCACAUGGGUUGGUCACUUUGCAAAAGUGAACCAAAUACACACCAAGCAAUACUCAGUGAGUAUCUGCACAAUUUGAGAAUGGGUUUUGAAGGCCUAUAUAAAUAAAAUAUAUAAAAUACAUAAAGGCCCAAAAAAGGCCACCAUUGUUAGUCCAGUGAACAGCAUCAUGCCGCGUCUAUCACAUGAACAACGUCUCCGGGCUCUGGGUAUGGUGGAGGCCGGUUUGAGCUCCAGUGAUGUAGCCAGGCGUAUGGGCUGUUCCCAACCCACAAUCAGAAGCCUGGUCCAAAGCAUGCGCCGACGGAUUGCUGCCUACAUCGAAGCAAAUGGAGGUCAUACUCGGUAUUGACUGUUGUGACUUUGUGUUUGGCAGGUGCCGUUUUCUUUGGUGAAAUUCUUUAUUUUGAAAUCAUUCUUGAAACUUUAGAUUUUUGUUUCUGUGUGCCAAUAUGCUAAACAAAUGAUUCAUAUGAAGAAAAUCCAGUUUUGGGCUUCAAAAUAAAAAUUAUGUUGAAAAAUA
Messenger RNA from Acanthochromis polyacanthus (spiny chromis), 5458 nucleotides. RefSeq names its product poly(A) specific ribonuclease subunit PAN2 (gene pan2). The transcript is spliced from 26 exons. Gene Ontology annotation, biological process: mRNA processing; nuclear-transcribed mRNA poly(A) tail shortening. The coding region runs from base 381 to 4013 and encodes 1210 amino acids. The record is from RefSeq and is a predicted model, not a curated record. Gene Ontology annotation, cellular component: P-body; PAN complex. Lineage: Eukaryota; Metazoa; Chordata; Actinopteri; Pomacentridae. Gene Ontology annotation, molecular function: poly(A)-specific ribonuclease activity; nucleic acid binding; protein binding.